Messenger RNA from Penaeus chinensis, 1313 nucleotides. Its product is annotated as WD repeat domain-containing protein 83-like. The record is from RefSeq and is a predicted model, not a curated record. The transcript is spliced from 8 exons. Gene Ontology annotation, molecular function: protein binding. Gene Ontology annotation, biological process: mRNA splicing, via spliceosome. The coding region runs from base 188 to 1117 and encodes 309 amino acids. NCBI's taxonomy places the organism in Eukaryota, Metazoa, Arthropoda, Malacostraca, Decapoda, Penaeidae. Gene Ontology annotation, cellular component: catalytic step 2 spliceosome.
UCAUUUUAAUUUAAAAUAACUUUACCGCCAUCUCGCAAGAGACGAGACGACACGAGAUAUGACGAGAAUUUGUAAACACAGCGAAGAUCGUUCGAAAACGUUGUUCUUGAACUUUCAGUAAUAACAUGGUCUGUGAUACUUUAUUCAUCUAGAAAUCCGCCGUUCUUGACACAUUUCCUGCUCAGCCAUGGCUCCUCUUGAGGGAGUUCCAUGUCACCUUGUUCGUAUUUUCGAAUGUAAACAAGGUGCAGUUCGAGCUGUUAGAUUUAAUGUUGAUGGUGAGUACUGCAUGACCUGUGGUUCCGACAAAUCAGUCAAGUUGUGGAAUCCUCACAAGGGAACGCUGCUUCAUACUUAUGCUGGGCAUGGAUAUGAAGUCUUGGAUGCCCGGGGAUCAAGUGACAAUUCACUGAUUGGCUCGUGUGGCUUGGACAAAUCAGUGAUGAUGUGGAACGUAGGAACAGGAGAAUGCCUGAGGAAAUUCAGAGGUCACGCUGCAAGGGUGAAUUGUGUCAGCUUUAAUGAAGAGUCGACAGUCAUCUUUUCAGGGUCAAUGGAUGGCAGUGUCCGUGUGUGGGAUCUUCGCAGCAGAAGGAAUGACCCCAUCCAGGUACUAGAUGAAGCUAAGGAUGCUGUAAUGACAGUGUCUGUAUCUGCCCAUGAGAUUCUGACCUCGUCUUUGGACUGCUACACACGUGUAUAUGACUUGCGGAAUGGGAAGCUGAUGUCUAACUGUAUAGGAGAGAGUGUAACCUGUGCAGCCUUCAGUGGAGAUGGUCAGUGCAUUUUGGCAUCCACAAUGGGUUCCUCUCUUCGACUGAUGGACAAAGAUACGGGAGAAUUAUUGUCCCAUUAUAUAGGCCAUAGCAGCAAAGACUAUAAGGUUGAGAGCUGCUUCACUUCUUCUGACACACAUGUCAUGUCUGGUUCAGAGGAUGGAUAUGUGUAUUGUUGGGACCUCGUUAAAGGAACACUUUAUCUGAAACUAGAGCACAAGGGGAGUCGUGUGGUCCAUUCUUUGUCUCCACACCCCACAGAGUCUUACCUCUUGACGGCAACCCUUGGCCAGAUGUGGUUUUGGUCAGCUGAGCCUCAGGAAGAGCAUGAGAACACAUAAUUUGCAUUGCAACAGAAAUGUCAAUGUUACUCAACUGGCAAAAUGGCAAGGAUGGGAGAUAAAAAUGGACAGACUGUAGCAAAUGAAAUGAAUACAUCAGUAACAAACAUCUAUCUGUCUACUCAUCUGUCUGUUUCUACACACAUACAUUUAUGUUUAUGUUUGAAAAUUGAUUUUAAAGAUAAUUCCAAAGAAG